Perca fluviatilis (European perch) is the source of this 3892-nucleotide messenger RNA. RefSeq names its product protein mono-ADP-ribosyltransferase PARP6. NCBI's taxonomy places the organism in Eukaryota, Metazoa, Chordata, Actinopteri, Perciformes, Percidae. The record is from RefSeq and is a predicted model, not a curated record. Gene Ontology annotation, cellular component: endoplasmic reticulum tubular network; nuclear envelope; membrane. The transcript has 20 exons. Gene Ontology annotation, molecular function: protein serine/threonine kinase activator activity; NAD+ poly-ADP-ribosyltransferase activity; kinase binding. Gene Ontology annotation, biological process: endoplasmic reticulum unfolded protein response. The coding region runs from base 1 to 1989 and encodes 662 amino acids.
AUGGCCUUUUCACAAUGUGCGGUCCCACAGGACAUCAAAGGCCAGUGUUGGACAGACGAGGAGUCGGACGGGGAGAACGAGUCCGAACAGUUCCUGUAUGGCAUUCAGGGGAGCUGCGCUGCUGACCUGUACCGCCACCCUCAACUGGAUGCAGAUAUUGAGGCAGUAAAAGACAUCUACACUGACAGUGCUGUCUCUGUUAGGGAGUAUGGAACCAUUGAUGACGUGGACAUCGAUCUUCAUAUUAACAUCGGUUUUUUAGAUGAGGAGGUUGCGACAGCUUGGAAAGUUAUCAGAACAGAGCCCAUUAUUCUGAGACUGCGCUUUUCUCUUUCUCAGUACCUCGAUGGACCUGAGCCGUCAGUAGAAGUGUUCCAGCCCUCCAAUAAAGAAAGCUUUAGCCUGGGCCUGCAGCUCAAAAAGAUCCUGAGCACGUUCACCUCACAGCAGUGGAAGCACCUCAGUAAUGAGUUCCUCAAGGCCCAGCAGGAGAAGAGGCACAGCUGGUUCAAAGCCGGAGGAACCAUCAAGAAGUUCCGAGCCGGACUCAGCAUCUUCUCCCCCAUACCCAAGUCUCCGAGUUUUCCUUUGAUCCAAGACACAGUUUUAAAAGGGAAGCUGAGCGUCCCUGAGCUGAGAGUGACCCGCCUGAUGAACCGCUCUAUCUCAUGUACCAUGAAGAACCCCAAAGGGGAGCUCUUCAGCUAUCCACCAAACAGCCAGGUCAGUGCCAGUCUGGACAAAUCAGCACGCCCGCAUCUCUCAGAUUUGGAGUCAGAUACCUCUCAGUUUAUAUUUGAAUUUGCUGCAUUAACAAUGUUUCACUGUCCCCCCACCUAUUUGUCUUUAACGUGUCUCACUCACACAUGUCAAGUGGUCAUAGGGUUUUUGUUCUCCGAACAGAUAAUGAAGUACUCGGAGCAGAGGAUCCCCACACUCAACGAGUACUGUGUGGUGUGUGACGAACAGCACGUCUUUCAGAACGGAUCCAUGCUGAAGCCGGCUGUGUGCACCAGGGAGCUGUGUGUGUUCUCCUUCUACACUCUGGGUGUGAUGUCCGGAGCUGCAGAGGAAGUGGCCACCGGAGCAGAGGUAGUGGACCUACUUGUGGCUAUGUGUCGAGCUGCUCUCGAGUCUCCCCGUAAGAGCAUCAUCUUUGAGCCGUACCCAUCAGUUGUUGACCCCAACGACCCCAAGACUCUGGCCUUCAACCCAAAGAAGAAGAAUUAUGAGAGACUGCAGAAAGCAUUGGACAGCGUCAUGUCCAUUCGAGAAAUGACCCAGGGCUCAUAUCUAGAGAUCAAGAAACAGAUGGACAAACUUGACCCUUUGGCCCAUCCCCUGCUACAGUGGAUUAUUUCCAGUAACAGGUCUCAUAUCGUCAAGCUGCCUCUGAGUAGGCAACUGAAAUUCAUGCACACCUCCCACCAGUUCCUGCUGCUCAGCAGCCCCCCGGCAAAGGAGGCUCGUUUUCGCACUGCCAAGAAGCUAUAUGGCAGCACCUUCGCCUUCCAUGGUUCCCAUAUAGAGAACUGGCACUCUGUUCUGAGAAAUGGACUAGUCAAUGCCUCUUAUACCAAACUGCAGCUGCAUGGGGCAGCGUAUGGAAAGGGGAUCUAUCUGAGCCCCAUCUCCAGCAUAUCUUUUGGAUACUCAGGAAUGGGGAAAGGACAGCACCGCAUGCCCACCAAAGAUGAACUGGUGCAGCGUUACAACCGCAUGAAUACCAUACCACAGAGCCGUCCAAUACAAUCAAGGUUUCUUCAGAGUCGAAAUCUCAACUGCAUCGCUCUGUGUGAAGUUAUCACAUCUAAGGAUCUGCAGAAACAUGGUAACAUCUGGGUGUGUCCAGUGUCUGACCACGUCUGUACUCGCUUCUUUUUUGUGUACGAGGAUGGUCAAGUAGGAGAUGCCAAUAUCAACACCCAGGAGCCUAAGGUGCAGAAGGAGAUCAUGCGUGUGAUUGGGACCCAGAUCUACUCCAGCUAAUGGCGGUUCUCCAUACGUCUCUCUGGCGGAGGCACACAGGCAGGCAGACAGCGAAUGUUUGGGCGGGGCCGACCUCAGGCCCGAUAUGGAAGGCUGAGGGAGCUCUUGAGCACAUUAAGUCGUUUUGUUCUUGUCCUCUCAUUUUCCUCUCCCUUCUUUGUUCCUCUUCUCCGAGUGGUUACACAUUACAUGUUCAUUUAACCUUCAGUUAAAGUCAGUCUGCUUUUCUCAGUUAACACACCGAUGAAGAAAAAAAAAAAAGGAAGUAGUCACUGGUUUGGCUCCACGCACACACGCACACACACACGCACACACACACACACACACACACACACACACACACACACACACACACACACACACACACACACACACACACACACACACUUUUAAACCAUUGGUCGACUGGGCUUUCUCCUUUCUUGCUGCACUUUUACUGAUCCUCUGGACUAAUGAUCUCUAUUUAUCAUUUCUCUUUGUGAAUAUCGAGUAAAAAAGAAAGAAAAAAAAAAGAAUCAUUUCAAACGAUUAAUUAGAUCCCUUUGUGGCAAAUAAGUGUUGGAUUUACAUACCGCACACAUAGAAGUUUGUUCUCUUAUUGUGUUUGCAAAGGCAUUAUUUUCCAUCCGUUUAUUUAAUAUUUUUUGACUAAUGACCUGAAUUAGGUCUGUGACAUGGUUAUCUGAGGGGCAAGCACUGCUCUGUCACUUUGUCCUUGUUCGCUCCCAGAGUCCAAUAAGCGAGGUGUGGCUUGAACACAUACACUAUAGGCACUUUGUUUUUGAUAACAUUAUCAAAUUUAAUAAAAACAGAAUAGUUUUUUUUUGUUUUUUUUUCAUUACAGAAUUAAGAUGGUUCUCAUUUAUAAUGCACCUUCAAACCCUCACAGCCCCCAAAUGUCAAACAAACAGGAAUUCAAAACGAAAAUGAAUACUUUUAUCUUACUGGAUGAAAGUGACAAAAAUACAAACAAACAGUGGAUUUAGUCUGUGGACAUGUUAUAUAUGUUAUCUUAUGUUCUGUGUUCAAUAAUCUACCACAAUAUGUCAUCACUUUUUCUUUAAGUGGUGGAUAUCUCAUUUCAAAAUGAAUCUCUCUAUGUAUGAACUACUCUUCCCAUUGAAUUCACAACUUAUAAAAAUCCACUGUACAGAAAAUCAUGGACAGUUUUACCCAACUAUCAACUGACGCUUUCCAGUCCAGGUGAGCUCACAUCCUCCCAUCCCCCUACCUGAUGGACACUGGAUGUUAUAGAUCGGCAUUAAUGUGCAACUCUGGUUUCACCUUGGAGAAUGGCAACCUUGUAUAGCUAAUCAAGUUUAUCAGUUAGUCAUGUACUGUAUGUACUGUAUGUAUGUAUGUACGUGUGGGUUUGUAUUUUCUUGACAUUAUACUAGACAUUGCACUUAUUCAACGUUUGCCUAAACUGGAGAAAUGGACCGUCCUCGGACCUCCAGUUGACGGGUUGUGGAGGAAAGGUGGUGAAAAAAGUAUUUAUGGAGUCAGCAAGACUAGAAUAUCCAACACCAUGUCUGUACUGAGAUGGGCUUUCACUGUCUCCUGGAACUUAAGAUUCUGACUACUGAAUGGACUUUGAGGCACAAAAGAGGGCAACUUGUAAAUAAGGACAUUGGAGACCUCGUUGAAAUGUAUUGCCCAAAAAAGGAGUGGACAUGUAGAGCUUACUCAUUGUGUUAGGGGGACUGUGCUAAUAGCUGAUGCCUGUUUUUUGCCAAGAGGUUUAAGCUACGAGUCUCUUUGAGAAUCUAUUCUCUGGCUGCGUGUCUCUGGUGAGUAAUGUUUUCAAAGUUGGCGUUGACGACAUUGAUGGUGAUUAUGACAAUGGUGAUGAAAGGCGACGAUGCAGGAAAAAAAGAAUAAAGCCUCAUUUUGCACAGUUUUA